UCCGAACCUUCGGCCGACCAUCGUAUCUCAUUCUACACAUUCCGUUUCAGGGGAGCGAGAGAUGGCGUUGUGGUUUUCCCGUACUUCUAGAAGGUUCCAAAGAUCUUCCUUCCCUUUCUCUCUCACCCAACCAUCUCUUCAAUAUCUCUUCCCUCCAUCUUCUUUCCUUGCACCUAAUAACGAUAAACCCUCACAAAAUCCCUUUCUCAAAACCCUCACAUUUUCCAGAACCCUAGAAACCGCUUUUCGGAAUCCGAAUUCCCAAUGGGUCUGCGGAAUUUCUGAAAUUCCAGCGGGAAGAAUCGACCGUUUGUGUCCGAAUCUGAGCACCGCGAGCAUCUCAACUUCUUCUGGUGUUGCGGAUGGAAGGGAAGCAGGCGGGGAUGGGCGCGGCAGCGGUUCUGAUCGUGGAGGAUCGAGCAAGGCCUCAUCGUCCUCGUGGAUUGAUUUCUAUCUGCCUGAGCCAGUCCGCGUGUAUGCUCGGCUCGCACGGUUGGAUAAGCCGAUCGGGACGUGGUUGUUGGCCUGGCCAUGUAUGUGGUCAAUUACCUUGGCUGCAACUCCUGGCAACCUUCCAGAUCUCAAGCUUUUGUCACUUUUUGGUUGUGGGGCGUUGCUUUUACGUGGAGCUGGUUGCACAGUGAAUGAUCUUCUUGACCGUGAUCUUGAUAUAAAGGUGGAGCGAACGAAGUCACGCCCAGUUGCAUCUGGCCUUUUGACACCAUUUCAGGGUCUUACUUUUCUUGGGUUUCAACUUCUUUUGGGUCUAGGGAUUCUCCUUCAACUAAAUAAUUAUAGCAUCGUGCUGGGGGCGUCAUCGCUGCUGCUAGUCUUCUCCUAUCCCCUCAUGAAGAGGCUGACAUUCUGGCCUCAAGCAUAUUUAGGUUUAACGUUUAACUGGGGAGCUUUAUUGGGAUGGAGUGCAGUUAAAGGAAGCCUGGAUCCUACAAUCGUCUUCCCGUUGUACUUUUCUGGUGUAUGUUGGACACUUGUGUAUGAUACAAUUUAUGCCCAUCAGGAUAAAGAAGAUGAUCUGAAAGUGGGUGUUAAGUCUACAGCCUUGAGGUUUGGGGAUCUGACAAAGAAUUGGGUUAGUGGAUUUGGUAUUGCGUGUAUUAGUAGCCUUGCUCUCAGUGGGUUCAAUGCUGAACUUGGAUGGCCAUAUUUUGCGUUUUUGAUGGCUGGAGCUGGGCAGUUAGGGUGGCAGAUUUGGACAGUUGACUUGUCAAAUCGUCCAGAUUGCAAUAGGAAAUUCGUUUCUAAUAAGUGGUUUGGAGCUAUUGUCUUCAGUGGGAUCUUGAUAGGGAGACUUGCAUCAUGAUAGGUAUACCUAUGUUUAACAUGAGUGGCUAGAUGGAUUGGGUGCAUUUUACAAAAUGGAUAAACUUCAGAGGAUUUUCACCAUGUCAUCUAUCUACAGGGAUGCUGGGUCAGAAGAUCACUCAUGUCCACAUGCCCUAUAUUUACGGGGAUCCACUUGGGUUUUGCUAUUGAACUUCCAGAUUUAAUUAAACAUUUGGCUGCAGUACAAUUCCUGAGGUAGAGCACGAGGUAUUCAUUCAUUUGACGCAGAAAUCUCAUGUGUGAGAUUUGAUUGACAGUUUUGUAACUUGAUAGUUUACAUUUCAUCCCAAUAAUGUAUGGUUAUGAUAACAUGACUCUGGAAGGUGAAGAAAGAAAAGAAGAGGUUUAUUAGGAUUAGGAUUGGUAUGCAUGUGAGCAGUACCCAAUGUUGGUCUGGUGGUUGAUUUUGCUGUUCUGAGGUGUCUUUGCUCUGUGGCCUCUUAAAUGAAUAAAUUACGUGGACACAACUUGCCUCCUCCA
Messenger RNA from Magnolia sinica, 1824 nucleotides. Its product is annotated as 4-hydroxybenzoate geranyltransferase 2. Gene Ontology annotation, biological process: ubiquinone biosynthetic process. The record is from RefSeq and is a predicted model, not a curated record. NCBI's taxonomy places the organism in Eukaryota, Viridiplantae, Streptophyta, Magnoliopsida, Magnoliales, Magnoliaceae. Gene Ontology annotation, molecular function: prenyltransferase activity. The coding region runs from base 62 to 1321 and encodes 419 amino acids. Gene Ontology annotation, cellular component: mitochondrial inner membrane. The transcript has 9 exons.